CGUCGACCUCGUCUCCCUGCGAGCUCUGCGGCGGCGCUGACCCGGCCGGGGCCACUCUUCCUCGCCUCUCCCAAGCGCCGAGCGGGCGGUCGAGUGAACCGUGGCUCAAAUGGCCCCCGAGGCUACCUGGGCAGGCAAAUAUUUUCUUCUGACUGGUCAGCGGUAAGUGUGUGGCGAAACCUGAUCCAAUCAAUGGGCGCUAGAGUUCUCAGAACGUAAUCCGGAAGUUGGUCCUGAGCAGUUCCGAUUGGUUGUUGAUGCCUAACGCGCGUUGAGACUUCCGGCGUGGGUGCGGAGCGCGGAGUCCUGUGAGGUGAAAGGAGAGGAGCUCAGGUCCUGUUCUAGGGAGGUCUUGGCGGGGGCGGGCCAAGGGGCGGUGCGGCGGCGCCCGCGAGCAACUGAGGCUGAGGCGCAGGAGCCGUUUGCGCCUGGGCUGGAGCCAGCUUUCUCGGUCAGGGUUUGGAGCUCUGGGCCACCUGGCUGUUGCGGACUUCAGCCAUCCUUGCGCUGGGCGCGGGGCGUCUUCUUUGGCGUGCGCAGCUGGUUUCGCGGCCAAGGCGGUCUGGGGGCCUGAAGAUGGCGUCGGGUCCGGGCUUCCAGGACCGGGAAGGGCUCCUCAUAGUGAAACUGGAGGAGGACAGCGCCUGGAGCCAGGAGCUGCCCCAGCCAGACCCUGGUCCCAGCCCGGAGGCCUCUCACCUGCGCUUCAGACGGUUCCGCUUUCAAGAGGCCGCUGGGCCCCGGGAGGCCCUCAGCCGGCUCCAGGAGCUUUGCCACGGGUGGCUCCAGCCGGAGAUGCGCACCAAGGAGCAGAUCUUGGAGCUGUUGGUGCUGGAGCAGUUCCUGACUAUCCUGCCCCAGGAGAUCCAGAGCAGGGUGCAGGAGUUGCACCCGGAGAGCGGCGAGGAAGCGGUGACUCUCGUUGAAGAUAUGCAGAAAGAACUUGGGAGACUGAGACAGAAGGUCACAAACCGUGGGCAGGGAACAGAAGUGCUUUUGGAGGAGCCUUUGCCUCUGGAAACAGCACAAGAGUCACCGAGCUUCAAGCUGGAGCCCAUGGAGACUGAGCGAAGCCCUGGCCGCAGGCUGCAGGAGCUGCUAGGCCCCGGCCCCAAAAGGGACCCUCAGACUGUAAAGGAGAGGGCAUUAUCUGCUCCCUGGCUUUCUCUCUUUCCUCCCGAAGGAAACAUGGAAGACAAGGAGCUGACUGGGCCCCAGUUGCCUGAGAGCUUAGAGGACGUGGCUAUGUACAUCUCCCAGGAGGAGUGGGGGCGUCAGCAUCCUAGUAAGAGGGCCCUCUCCCGGGACACGGUGCAGGAGAGUUAUGAGAAUGUGGACUCACUGGAGUCUCAGGUUCCCAGUCAGGAGGCCCUGAGCACCCAGGUGGAACAUGGAGGAAGGCCCUGGCAUCCAAGUGUCCAGACUUGCAAGGAAGGUCUGAGCUCCAGGACCCCCGCUCCAGGGGAAGAGAAAUUUGAGAACCAGGAAGAGUGUGCUCAGUCUGUUUCACCUGAGAGCAUCCACCGCCAGGCGCUGCUGGCUGGUCAGGCCAGAGGGGAGGUGCCCUGGAGUCCUGAGCAGGGAAGGCCUCGGGAUAGGGCAGAAAAGCUUUGGGAGCCUCCCACAGAGGAUCGACUGGAGCAACCCUUAGUGGGGGCCACAAGUUGCAAAAAGCUGGGACGACCAAAGGAACUGCAGCCAAAGAAGCUCCACUUAUGUCCCUUGUGUGGCAAAAAUUUCUCUAACAACUCGAACCUGAUUAGACACCAGAGAAUACAUGCAGCAGAAAGACUGUGCAUGGGUGUGGAGUGCGCUGAAAUCUUUGGUGGGAAUCCACACUUUUUAUCACUACACAGAGCACACCUGGGAGAGGAAGCCCAUAAGUGCCUCGAGUGUGGAAAAAGCUUCAGUCAGAAUACCCACCUGACUCGCCACCAGCGAACCCACACAGGUGAGAAGCCCUAUCAGUGUAAUGUGUGUGGAAAGAGCUUCUCUUGCAACUCCAACCUCCACAGGCACCAGAGAACACACACAGGUGAAAAGCCCUACAAGUGCCCUGAGUGUGGGGAGAUCUUUGCUCACAGUUCCAACCUCCUCAGGCACCAGAGAAUUCACACAGGAGAGAGACCUUAUAAGUGUGCCGAGUGUGGGAAAAGUUUCUCUCGCAGUUCACACCUUGUUAUUCACGAAAGAACUCAUGAAAAAGAGAGGCUGUACCCCUUCUCUGAGUGUGGGGAAGCAGUGAGGGACAGCACGCUCUUUCUUACAAAUCCCGGGACCCACCCCAAAGCCGAGAAGAAACUCUUCCAGUGUUUGACUUGUGGGAAAAGCUUCCGGCAGGGCAUGCACCUCACCAGACACCAGAGAACCCACACAGGAGAGAAACCAUAUAAAUGUAACCUCUGUGGGGAAAACUUUUCUCAUAGAUCCAACUUAAUCAGGCACCAGAGAAUUCACACAGGAGAGAAACCCUAUACCUGUCACGAAUGUGGGGACAGUUUCUCUCACAGCUCCAAUCGGAUUCGUCAUCUGAGAACCCACACAGGAGAGAAACCUUAUAAAUGUUCUGAAUGUGGAGAAAGCUUUUCUCGAAGUUCACGCCUUAUGAGUCAUCAGAGAACUCACACUGGAUAGAAACGAUGGGAUUUCUUUUGGGCCCAGAUAAGGUGGCCUGUUCAGAGGGGCCUGUUGUUCAGAGCUCAUAUUCCUUACCCAUCGAGUAAUUACCCUGCCCCCCCAGGGCAGCGUCCUUCUGAGGGAAGUACAGAGGCGGCUAAUGAUUAGCAUAAAACUGAAAAGGAAUUCUGUUGGAAUUAGAGUAACAAGUCUUUGAGGUGACCCACUCAGGGUGGAAUUCUCUAUGAAGUACUUCCUGUCCCAGGGCACUCCUAUUCCCCUCAGCAUAUUUAGCCAGCUUGUGAUGUGGGCGCCUUAUUCUGUCCUGUGUCCAUCCCAACAACUUUGGGAAUCCAUGAACUUGCUGCUUCCUCACUUGGGACAUUCAUCAGGAAUAUUUGAGCUCCUGAGGCCCUUGAGAGCAAAGAAGAGUGAUCAGGUCUCCUGGGAAAGCAGGAGGCACCAAAAUACUGGUGGUGAGUUGCAGCUUUUCUGAAGGCCUGGCUGGGAAGCUCAUAGGCAGCCCGGGGCACCCACCGUCCAUGGCCUGACCGUAUUGGUCAUUGGCAGGUCCUAAUGUAAGUGUCACCUCAAACAAAAAGGAAUAAGAGACCUAAGGGAAACAGUAAGGCAGAAUUUGCAGGUCUUCCCGGAAAUAGGCAGAGGAAACUAUAUAAGUCUGAAUUAGUUUACCCUUUUGCAGAGAUCGAGUCUUCAAAAGGUUCACGAAAGAUGGGUUCCUUGGGAGACUUUGAAAACAUGGAUCCUGGGGAAGUUAGGAAUCAUGCCCACCCCUGUUGAAAAUAUGUUUGGAUGUUAAUAAAUAUCUUCAGGAAA
Messenger RNA from Dama dama (fallow deer), 3453 nucleotides. RefSeq names its product zinc finger protein 263 (gene ZNF263). Lineage: Eukaryota; Metazoa; Chordata; Mammalia; Artiodactyla; Cervidae. Gene Ontology annotation, biological process: regulation of transcription by RNA polymerase II. The coding region runs from base 577 to 2634 and encodes 685 amino acids. The transcript has 7 exons. Gene Ontology annotation, molecular function: DNA-binding transcription factor activity, RNA polymerase II-specific; RNA polymerase II cis-regulatory region sequence-specific DNA binding. The record is from RefSeq and is a predicted model, not a curated record.